AUGUACAUAUACCAUGUUCACAUGUUGUUUGAUGUUUGUUAUGAUCUUUUCUUAUUGUGUGAAAACCAUACAACAGAUGUAUGGUUCAGUAAAGAUUUGUUUUCUCCAAUCCCUUUGGUUAGUGGAGCUUUGCACUGGAUUACAGAAACAAAUAUUGUGAUGUUUGAUGUCAAUAGUGAGAAAUUCAGAAAGCUAGCACUGCCUGAUGACUCUAUCUAUGGACAGCAGCUUCAAAGAAUAUGUCUUGCAUCAUUCAGAGGGAAACUGGCUUUCAUUGGACAAUCUAGCUUCCAAUACUCCAUAUGGGUGAUGACAGACUAUGGUGUGGUUGAGUCUUGGAAUAAACUUUUUGUUGUACCAUUUGAAAGGCUAGCUUGUUGGGUUCGCUUAACCAAUUAUGGUUCACUUAUGGUUGGCUAUAGAAAUGAUCCAUUUGAUAGGCAGGGAAUGAAGUAUGCUUUAAUUGACACUGAAACUCUACAAGAGAAGGAUCUUGAUAUCCAACAUCCUUCAUUUAUAGCAAGUUUCAUGGAGAGCCUUGUUGUACUUGAUGGAACAAACGUGGAAUCUUACUAA
Molecule: messenger RNA, 576 nt
Organism: Quercus robur (English oak)
Lineage: Eukaryota; Viridiplantae; Streptophyta; Magnoliopsida; Fagales; Fagaceae
Exons: 1
Coding region: 1-576 (191 amino acids)
Source: RefSeq, a predicted model, not a curated record